Thalassophryne amazonica is the source of this 779-nucleotide messenger RNA. Its product is annotated as vesicle-associated membrane protein 7. The coding region runs from base 189 to 704 and encodes 171 amino acids. Gene Ontology annotation, cellular component: SNARE complex; membrane. Gene Ontology annotation, molecular function: SNAP receptor activity; SNARE binding. The record is from RefSeq and is a predicted model, not a curated record. Gene Ontology annotation, biological process: exocytosis; vesicle fusion. Lineage: Eukaryota; Metazoa; Chordata; Actinopteri; Batrachoidiformes; Batrachoididae. The transcript has 6 exons.
AGCGAAUGUUUUUUCCGGUUUGGAGGUUUGCCAGUUGUUUGCGAAGCAGAAGUCACUCGAAAAGGAUUAGCUGGUCUGUUCGCUGAUGAGAUUUUUAUUAUAGAUGUUUUACGUUGCUUUGUAUGAGCUACUUUGAACACCGCGGACACUUCGAGACAUAUCGCUGAACCCCCCCCCCUGCUGUUGCCAUGGCAAUCCUGUUUGCUGUGGUGGCCCGUGGAACCACCAUCCUGGCCAAGCACGCGUGGUGUGUCGGUAACUUCUUGGAAGUGACUGAACAGAUUUUAGCCAAAAUUCCCUCUGAGAACAACAAACUGACUUACAGUGAUGGCAGCUAUCUCUUUCAUUACAUCUGCCAUGACAGAAUCAUAUAUCUGUGUAUCACUGAUGAUGACUUUGAGAGGUCACGUGCAUUCAACUUCCUCAAUGAGAUCAAAAAACGCUUUCAGACAACAUACGGGUCCCGAGCACAAACAGCCCUGCCUUACGCCAUGAACAGCGAGUUCUCCUCAACACUGUCAGCCCAGAUGAAACACCACUCAGACCCGCGGGGGUUAGAUCGUCUCACCGAGACUCAGAUGCAGGUGGAUGACUUAAAGGGCAUUAUGGUCCGCAACAUUGACUUGGUUGCACAGAGAGGAGAGAAGCUGGAGCUGCUGAUUGACAAAACAGAAAAUCUGGUUGAUUCAGUAAGUUUAAAUUAAUACUUUGUCUAUGGUAGUUUUGCACAGGUUGUUUGAUUUCUGUUCUACAUCAUUUUAAACCUUAACUUUUUUUUU